Molecule: messenger RNA, 3693 nt
Organism: Symbiodinium sp. CCMP2456
Lineage: Eukaryota; Dinophyceae; Suessiales; Symbiodiniaceae
Source: the annotation of a GenBank genome assembly
AUGGCUCGUCGAGUGCGCGGUGUGUCAGCGCUGGUGGUGGCAGCGUUGGUCUUGGUUGCUGCACGUCAGUGUAUUGACUUGUGCUUCGUGACGCCGGGUGCAGGGUCAUCCACCAGGCGUGGUGUGGCCACCACUGUGGCAACUGGCUUGGCGAGCCUGAUUGGUCUGGAGUCGGCCAAGGCCUAUGACCUCCCUGACCUUCCCUAUGCUUAUGAUGCACUGGAGCCAUCGAUCGACAAGGCCACCAUGGAGUUCCAUCACGACAAGCAUCAUCUCACCUAUGUGACCAACAUCAAUAAGGCUCUUAAGGACAAGAAGCAGCCUCCUCUUGUUGAGCUACAGAAGACGGCCAUCAAGGACGGUGCUGCAUUUCGCAACAGUGGCGGUGGCGCCUACAAUCACAACUUCUUCUGGUUGGAGAUGGCUCCCACUGGCACUGGGGGUGCACCUUCCGAGAAGCUUUCUUCAGCCAUAGAUGCGUCCUUUGGAUCCAUGGAUGAUUUCAAGGCCAAGUUCGAAGCCGCUGGCGCUCCUGGUGCUCGCUUCGGUUCGGGCUGGGUGUGGCUGGUGGUUACAGCUGACAAGAAGCUGGCCAUUACCUCCACGCCCAACCAGGACAACCCACUGAUGGAAGGUGUCGAGGGCACUCCCGGCAUUCCCAUUCUUGGCUGUGACGUCUGGGAGCAUGCAUACUACCUGAAGUACCAAUACCGUCGCCCGGAUUACAUCAAGGCGUGGUGGAACGUCGUGAACUGGAAGCAGGUGAGUGCCUGGUACGACGGUGCCAUGGGCGGCAGAUUAGAAAGCUUGUGCCAGCAAGAGCUUUGCAAAGAUUUGAUGGCCAAGGCAGGUAAAGCAAAGCCGAAGACGCCCACACCUCCAGUGGAGCGGCAACAAGUCCCCGUUCGCGACAUCGAGGUUCGGCGAUGCUUUGCAGUAGAUAAGGCAAGCUUGGGCAUGAAUCAGCAGUCCGUCCGGGAGCCAGUUCAGGAGGCAGUUCAUAUAGAGAAUGGCAUUCCCCUCAUCGCAAGCUUUUCCUUCAUGGCGCAAUGUGAAAAUCCGUGUGUCUUCAUCGUCGGCUUGGUGGCGAGCUUCCUGCCACUCUCGGCUUGGUUCUUCUUCCCGAUCUUGACCUUCCCAUGGUCUGUUGGGGAAAUGGACCGUCCGGGCACACCGAAUGGCACACACGGACACGGCCUUGAAGCUCCGCAGAGAGGGGGAUGGGCCCCGAAGUUGCAGGGGCCGGGGUCGCCGGGGUGGCCGCGGUCGGAGUCAGAGCCUCGCUUGCCUACUGUGCCGCCCCAGGUGGCCGAGAGCACAUCUCUCAUAGGAUCGCACCCUACAGUGGACAUUGUGGAAACUCGUCCGUUGCCGCCGUGCUUUGUUUAUAAUGCACGGCCCUGCCACAAUGGCGAGGGUAUUGGAGGCAUGUUCCGUCGUAUGGAAUGGAUACUUGUGCUUUCCUCGAAGUACAGCUGCAAGUACGUCUGCAGCACUGGUGAUUGGGAGACUGGUGGCCAUUCUACAGGCAACGUUGGAGCUUUGUUUGGAUGCACGAAGGAUCGUGUGAAGGGCAACGCGUCUCUAAUAGCUUCCAGAUCUAUCUUGAACGAAGCACGACUGGUUACAGCAUCGUUGCAGUCAGACAAGUCGAGCAAACACGUGGUUCGGGUGAAAAACGGGCAGGCUUUGUUUCGUGGAACCGCACAUCAGCUGAGUCCUAGGCCCGACCCGAAGCGAACGAAGCCAGUCGUGUACAAACUGACCUGCCCGGAACUUCAAACUGUAACGCACGAGGUGUCAUGGCAGUGGUUGCAGGCCCAGUACAAUGCGAUUCGGCUCCAAGAGGGUCGACCGUCUGAGUGGGAAUCCGCAGCUUUCCGAAUCGCUUUGCAGCUUCGCCGGGGCGACCGACCCGACUCUUGUCCACUCUUUCUGUAUUUGAAUGCCCUGCGCUAUCUUUUUGCUGCAGUGCCGGAAAUGCUUCCACAGAACACAGAAAUCGUAGUCGUGGGCGAGUUGAAUCCCGGAAGCAGGGAGUUUGCGUGCCUCUCGGAGUUUCCAAAACUGAAGUUUCUUGCCGGGCGUGCAUUAUCAGGAAGCGGAAGCAGUGGGUACACGAGAUUACGGCGUGACUUGGACACGAUUGCUUCCUCGAACGUGUUAAUCAUUGGAGGGGGAGGAAGCUUUCCGUCCUUCGCGGCAACCCUUCAGGCUGCUGGUGGGAUUGUCCUGCAUUCCCGAACCAAAGACAGCGGCGUGGAUGGAUUGCCUUAUGCACAUGAAUUGGACACGUCUGGGCGGUUCAAAUGUAGGCAGUCUUUUGACUCCUUUACAGCCUCCGUCCUGCACGGCGGGCACUCUGGCCCAAAGUCUGAUGGCCGGGUGCCUGGACAGUCUGAGAUGAGUCGUUUUGCUGAAAAGGCCGUGGAGGUCUACAGCUCCUGGUUCAAGACUGACAAACCCUGCGAGAGCAAGACGCCACGAGAUGGCUUCAACAAAAAGAAAUGUUUCGGUCCAAAUUUUACAGUUCCCUCGCUUCAGCCCUGCGCAUCAGCUGUGACGAUUUCAGUCCCAAGUUCACACUCCCAAGCAGGCAGCGCUGCCACUUCAACGACUGCAUUUGAGGGAGAUUUGUAUCCUUUGGAGAAGAAGUAUGUGGCCUGCACCGGGGCGUGCAAGCAGACGAGGUGCCUGGCGACUUCCAAAGAUCCCGAAAACCGCUGCGGUGUGAAGCCAAAGUGCUGCGGCCCACCGGGGGCGGGAGCAGACGGCGUCCUUUUGCCGCACGAUCGCGUUGCCUUCGUCGUGUUGCGCUGUCACAGCAACAUCAACCAUGACUUUCAUCAAAACUUCUGGCCGCUAUAUUGGUGGAUGACACUCUAUGGAAGCUCUGACACGGCGCUCUUGGUGGAUAGAAGAUGCAGCAACACAUCCUACUGGGUAGACGACCUUUUCUGGAAUGUAGCACAUGCACACAACUGGCGGGUCUACAACUACACGACUGAUGUCCGCUACUGUGCACGGAAGCAGCUGCACAUACUGCGUUCAGUGGGGCCUUGCUGUGACUACAGCCUAAAACCCAAGAACCUGUUGCACUAUGCGAAGGGUAGGAUUUGGAGGUCUGUUCUUGGGCGUGAACAGCUGUCUUUACAGGACCACUCCCGAGUUCUAAUCUACACGCGUGGCAAGUCUUCCUGGCGGCGGAUUGUGGAGCCGGAGCGGCUGAAACCCUUGUUUCAUCCCCGGCUGGACAUUUCGAUAGCGGACGACCCCCCAGCAACCUUGCUUGAGCAGGCACGUUUCUUCUCAUCAUUCGGAGCUGUCCUAGCUCCCAAUGGUGGCUGGAGCCCGAAUGUAUUGUUCAUGGCAUCGGACUCUUGCCUCAUCGAACUGCAUUUGUACAGGAGAGACAGCUGGGUUGUUGACUUUGGACUUGGCCGGGAGAUUGGGGAAGUUCUGCUCAUCAUAGGAGACUACCAUGAUCCCAAGAAACCGCGGAUCAAGCGGCCAGCUCGAGUUGGAGGUGAUGAUGACUUCCUGGUCACCGGAGGGAAAGACAACCUGUUCAACGACAUUUCGCGACAGAUGGUGAUCAUUCGGCACGCUGUGCCAGAGGGGCCCUUGGCCAAUGAGGAGGUGCUCCUGACCGUGAAGAGCAACGCGACCAUGAAGAGCAUCAAGGAGGCCAGA